AUGGCAAAAGCUUAUGAUAGGGUAUCCUGGAGCUAUACAUGUAUUAUGCUGAGAAUAAUGGGAUUCAAUGAAAGAAUAAUUGACAUGAUAUGGAGAACUAUGGGAAACAAUUGGUACUCAAUAAUCAUCACUGGCACUAGAUGUGGUUUUUUUCACUCUACCAGAGGUUUGAAACAAGGAGAUCCACUGGCCCCAUCCUUGUUUAUCAUAAGAGUUGAACUUCUUUUUAGGAUGCUCAACAACCUCACCCAUGAUCAAUUCUUUAAUGGUUUAUACAUAGAGUGGAGGGAUCCACAAAUCAACCACCUAACCUUUGCCGAUGACAUCAUAAUCUUCACAUCAGGAGGUAGAGCAUCAUUGCAGAAGAUUAUGGAGAUUCUCAACAAUUAUGAACACACAUCUAGGCAGCAAAUCAACAGGCAAAAAAGCCACUUCAUGGUUUCUCCCCCUGCAUUCCCAGCUACCAUCAGAGGAGUUCAGCAGAUCACAGGCUUCACCAAGAAAGAAUCUCCCAUUACCUACAUGGGGUGUCCAUUAUACAUAGGAAGAAUGAGAAUAGUAUACUUCAAUUCUCUGGUAGCCAAGGUGAUAAGCAGAAUUAAAGGGUGGCAAAGCAGAAUCCUCUCUUAUGGAGGCAGAGCCACUAUGAUUAAGCAUGUUCUCCAAUCUAUACCUACACAUCUGUUGUCAGCCUUAACGCCAUCACCCCCUCCCAAAACUAUACUGAGGCGGGUCGAGAAGUUAGCAGCUAACUUCUUUUGGGGAAUGGAGAAAGAUAAAAACAUAUACCACCGGGCUUCUUGGCAAAAAUUGACAUUUCCAACUGAAGAAGGAGGUGUUGGCAUCAAAUCAAUGGAAGAUUUCUGCCAAACCAUGAAAUUCGAAAAAUGGUGGCUUUUCAGAACUAAAGACUCACUAUGGAGCAAGUUUCUCAGAGCUAAAUAUUGCCAGAGAUCAAAUUCCAUUUCCAAAAAAUGGAACUCUGGGCAAUCACAAAAAUGGAAGAAAAUGAUGAUUAAUAAGAAAGAAUCUGAAAAACACAUCACUUGGAGACUACAUUCUGGUAGCUGCAAUUUUUGGUGGGAUAACUGGUUGGGAGAUGGUGCUCUUUAUUAG
This is a messenger RNA of Nicotiana tabacum (common tobacco), 1116 nucleotides long. The record is from RefSeq and is a predicted model, not a curated record. Lineage: Eukaryota; Viridiplantae; Streptophyta; Magnoliopsida; Solanales; Solanaceae.